Messenger RNA from Rotaria sp. Silwood2, 102 nucleotides. The record is from the annotation of a GenBank genome assembly. NCBI's taxonomy places the organism in Eukaryota, Metazoa, Rotifera, Eurotatoria, Philodinida, Philodinidae.
UAUUGCUUUAGAAUUAUAUCGAGAUAGAGAAUUGCUUAAUAGACUUGCAGAAUAACAUCUUGGUAUGCUGUCUCAGCUGUUCGCAAUAUGGAUGGACGGUAG